Molecule: messenger RNA, 633 nt
Organism: Medioppia subpectinata
Lineage: Eukaryota; Metazoa; Arthropoda; Arachnida; Sarcoptiformes; Oppiidae
Source: the annotation of a GenBank genome assembly
AUGUUCAAAUCGCCAUUCCUUAUGAGAAUUCAUUUCAAUAGAGUCCACACAACAGACAAACCGUUUAAAUGUCCGCACAAUGAAUGCGGUAAAGAGUUUGCAUACAAACAGUGUUUGGACAGCCAUUUGGUCAGUCAUACGACUGGUCGGCCAUUUGUAUGCGAUUUCAUUGGCUGUCAGCGGAGUUAUAAGAAUGAAAUCUCUCUUCAGACACACAAACUGAUCCAUUUGAGUGAACCGACCAUUAAGUGUAGUGUCGAGGGCUGUGGCGAACGGUUCUAUACACGCAUGAAGAUGAAGAAACACCGAGAGGUCGUACACUCUAUACCUUUUUAUAAGUUUUGUCCUAAGCCUGAGAAUCGGGUGCCCUGUCUGUGGCCGGGCUGUGACUUCACCACUUAUCGCGGCAAUUAUGUACUCAAACUCCAUGCCCUCAAACACACGGGUGAAAAGCCGGUUGUCUGCGAUUGGCCCGAAUGUGGCAAACGGUUCGCCCGAAUGGAUCAUCUGAAGGACCACAUGAAUGCCCACAAGAAUGUGAAGCCGUAUGCCUGUCAUUGGCCCGGAUGUCAGUACCGGUGCUCUUACGGGUCUAAUAUAACCAUACAUUAUAAACAGGUGCACAAAAAGUGA